This is a messenger RNA of Meloidogyne enterolobii, 480 nucleotides long. NCBI's taxonomy places the organism in Eukaryota, Metazoa, Nematoda, Chromadorea, Rhabditida, Meloidogynidae. The record is from the annotation of a GenBank genome assembly.
AUGAAUGUCAGAAAUUUAAAAUUUGUUACUAGCAAUCAAAACAAACUUAAAGAACUUAAAGCUUUAUUGGGAAGCAGUUUCAAUGUAGAACAUAUCGGACUUGACCUGCCAGAAUUUCAAGGAGAACCAGACGAAAUUGUUGCCAAAAAAUGUGAACAUGCAGUUAAACAAAUUGAAGGGCCAGUACUUGUAGAGGAUACUUGUUUGUGUUUUAAUGCAUUUGGAGGGUUACCCGGACCUUAUAUUAAAUGGUUUCUGGAAAAAUUGAAGCCUGAAGGGUUGAUAAAGCUGUUAGGCAGGACAGAAGGGAUAAUUGUUGAACCUAGAGGAAGUCGUCAAUUUGGUUGGGAUCCUUGUUUUAUGCCAAAUGGCUUUGAAAAAACAUUUGCAGAAAUGACAUCAGAAGAAAAAAACAAAAUAUCUCAUAGAGGAAAAGCUUUGGAGAAAUUAAAAGAAUUUUUGGAAAAUGGGAAAAUUUGA